AUGUGCUCUAAUGAAAGGAGGCAGGGACCCUUUAGAUACACAGGAACAGCUAAAGCCUGGCAAAGCCCAAGGGGAAGAAAGAAAGACAGGGUUUCUUCUCUGAGCUUUGCUGGCAAGAAGACCAAUCAUUAUGAGGAUACUGGGCCCACAAUUCUGCCUUCAAAUGCCUGGGGUAAUAGUGGAGAUGUGGAGACGAGAGCCGUUCUCUGGAACCCAUCAGUAAGACACACACCUUAUUCUGGACGACGUAAGAGCAGAGAGGAAGAGCAUGCGGAGGACCAAAUCCAUAUCACAGUGUGGAGAGAUGACAAAGCUCAAAAGAGAGAAGUGGAGCAGUUCACAGAAGACGGAACACUGGAGAGUUGGUUCAAGGUCACGAUUCCAUGUGGGAGAAAGUGUGACAAGACACAGCUAAUGAAUUCAGUCCACAGCCUUUGCAGCGUGCCCUUCACACCAGUGGAUUUUCAUUGUGACAAAUACCGGAUCCAGUUCUUUGUCCAGGAUUCUAGCAUUGCAUAUGCAUUGAAGGAUGUCAGCUACAAGAUAGGCAGUGAGGACUUUGAGAAGAUACCUAUUUUUGUCAAUCCCUCAGUUGCACCCUACUCUGUGCAGAAUAGGUUCACAAGAGAGCAAAUGGAGCAACUGAAGCUGGCCAUGAAGAAAAGAUAUGAUAUUUUCCAGCAUGCUCUGUGCCUCAAAAAGCUCCGCUUUGACCCAGACUUGAUGAAUCACAACAUUGACAUGAUUCUGAACAGAAGAAGCUGCAUGACUGCCACCCUUCAGAUCAUCCAAGAGGAUUUUCCUAAGCUGUUAUCCUUGAACUUGAGCAGCAACAAACUGUUCCAGUUAGAUAGCCUGUUUGACGUUGUAAAGAAGGCUCCCAAGCUCAAGAUCCUGAACCUCUCCAAAAACAUGCUAAGAACAGCAUGGGAAUUGGAGAAGAUAAAAGGGCUGAAGCUGGAACAGCUGUGGCUUGAAGGGAAUCCCUUGUGCAGCACCUUCCCAGACAAUUCUUCUUAUGUAAGUGCAAUCCUGGAGUAUUUUCCACAGUUGUCAUGGCUGGAUGGCAAGAAGUUACCACUUUCAACUGGAAUGGAUAUUGAAGAAUCCCAGUUAAUGAAGCCCCGCAAGGCCAUCUUUAAAGGUUCGGAGGCCAUGAAGAAUCAAGUACAGCAAUUCCUGCAAGACUAUUACUUGAUCUAUGACUCUGAAGAGCGACAUGGUCUCCUGAGCAUUUACCAUGACCAGGCCUGUUUCUCCCUGACCAUUCCCUUCAACCCCAGUGAUCCAGAUCUGAAUAGCAUGUGUGGGUACUUCAGGCUUGAAAGGGAUGUGAAGAAUCCCAAGGAGUUCCACAUUCAGAGGCAGCUGCUGAAGUACACAAAAGAAGAUAUUGUGGGCUAUCUGAGGACAUUACCCAAAACCCUGCACAUCUUCAGCUCUUUCCAGGUGGACAUCUGUUUCCAGAUGGAAAAAAUGCUCUGCUUCUCUGUUAGUGGGUUGUUCAAGGAAGUGGAGGGCAGCUCUCAGGAAUGCAUCCGUGCCUUCAUGAGGAUCUUCAUUGUUGUCUUUGAAAGUAGUUCAAACUUGUGCAUUGUGAAUGACCAACUUUUUGUGAGGAAUCCAAGCCCUGAUGAGAUCCAGGGUGCCUUUGCCAUAUCCUCGCCCACAUCAUGCUCCAGCUUCAAGCUCGUCCUUUCUCAAGAGCAGCAAAGAAUGGUGCAGGCUUUCUCCACCCAGUCGGGGUUGAAACUUGAAUGGUCUCAGAAGUGCCUUGAUGACAACAAGUGGGACUAUACUAGAGCUGCUGAAGUCUUCACUAUGCUCCAGACCAAGAGUAAGAUCCCAAAGGAAUUCUUCAAACAAAUGACUUAAAAACACACUGCUGGACAUCAUCUUCCUUUUGUCCACACUCUUGCUUCUCUGUCUCUUGCCUAUGACCCCAUCUGUAAGCCUGGCUGACCACAAGACCAAAGUUAACAUGUAGACCAUGCAACAUAGACCACCUGCAACCCAGGUAACUUGCGCUGUGUAUUUCUCCUUGAGGCGUGCCUUUUGUCUUCAUAAUAAAGUUACUUUGCACAUUG
Messenger RNA from Rattus rattus (black rat), 2087 nucleotides. RefSeq names its product nuclear RNA export factor 2-like. Gene Ontology annotation, biological process: poly(A)+ mRNA export from nucleus. NCBI's taxonomy places the organism in Eukaryota, Metazoa, Chordata, Mammalia, Rodentia, Muridae. Gene Ontology annotation, cellular component: nucleus; cytoplasm. The transcript has 23 exons. The coding region runs from base 1 to 1875 and encodes 624 amino acids. The record is from RefSeq and is a predicted model, not a curated record. Gene Ontology annotation, molecular function: protein binding; RNA binding.